AUGGUGUCACAACAGGGCAAUCACACUUUCUCCUCACAGAAUAAAAUUACGCGCAACGGCAGCAGUAUAUCUUCAUCAAAAUCUCGAAAACUGAUGGAUAUCACAAACACAACAAAUACCAUAAAUGGCUCGAGACCUUCGUCUACGAAAAAUCCAUUCCCGUCUCCAUCCCUAAGGAAUUCCCUCCUACCUUCGUCUCGGUCCGGUUCGUUGAACAUCAACAUAAACAAAAUUAAAGAUCUCAAAGAUCGCCAGGAUAAAAUACGAGCUCAAAGACAUACGCUCAAGACUCAAUUGAUCGAAUGCGAAAGAGAAAUCAAAACUAUUAAGUUCAGGGAUUUAAGCAAAUUCAAAUUCGAACUUUACAAGAAAAAAUCCAAACACGCGAAUUAUCUCAAACAGAUCAAAGAAUUGACCCAAAUUUUAAAUUCUAAAGACAAUGAACGUGACGGUCUAAUCAAUAAAAACAAAUCAGAUUUGUCAGGUUUGCAAAUUCAACUGGACCACAAUCUGUCCUCAAAAAAGCACGAGUUUCGUGAAUCAUACAACCAGAAACUCGCUCUUUGGGAGAAUGAGUUACAAGUAAUGGAAAAUUUCGAGCCUGAUCACGAAAUCACUAAAGAAAUAUCCCAUUUAAAGAAAGUGCUCCAAGAGCUUGACGAAAACUGGGAAAAUUUGCAAAGGCAGAAUUUAGAAAAACAAGCAAAUCACGAAUCACAGUUGAAGAAGGAUUUUAAUGCCUUCAAAGAAGGAAAAUUGAAAUCUAUUGAUAGUCUAACUAAUAAAAAUAAUGAAUUGCUUUCACAGGUGACCGUUCUGCAAUCAGAAACUGCAAAACUAAACGAAGAAAUCACACAUAUAGACACGCAAACUCAAGACUCACAACAACAAUUCUCACAAAUAAAUAAAUCUUUGACUCAUUUAGAAGCGGAAAAUAACCCACUGGUAAACCAAUCUUUGAAGAACUCCCUGGAGUUAGAACAUUUACAACAGCAAAUGGAAAACUUGAAAGAAAUUGCCUCUCAACAAGAAAAAUCAUAUAAUGAUACUUACAACACAGUGGAAAGAGAAUUACUGAGAAGUAGAAAACUCGAAAACUCUAUUAUCGAACUGAAGGGUACAAUGCGUUGUUACGCCUAUGUCAUGGAACAAAAUUUGCCUGAAAAUCUCUUGUUUGAUUAUGAAAAUGGCACAAUAAUCAGGAGCUUAAGUGAUCAUGUUUACAAAUUCGAUAGAGUAAUACCGCAUCUAAAAGUUUCCGAAGAUAAAUUUUUCUCUCAAGAAUAUAGUGUCUACCACGAUAUAUGCUUAAAGCAAAAGAAAAAUUUCAAUCUAAUUUCUUUAAGUUCGACUCCGUACGGUUCAUUACGAGAGUCCUUAAUAAAAUUCCUAACAGAUAAAGACACGAUAUACCAAAAACAGUAUAUUAUCACUUUACAAUUUGUGUUUCUAUCAGAUGAUGAAUUUUCACAGGACAUGCUAUUAGAUUACUCUCAUCAUGACAAAGACAGUAUAAAGUUGAAAUUUGAAAAAAACUCAAUUUCCCUGGAUUCCAAACUCGUCAUCAUAGAAAAUGGGAUCGAAGAUUUACCCUUGAAUUUCAACUGUGAUGACCAUCCGAAUUUGCCUCAUUCCGGAAUGGGUAUAAUUAAGGUGCAGUUUUUCCCGCGAGAUUCAAAACAUAAUGACAAGGUUGAGCCUAUGCCCAUUGAUUUUUAUUUCAUUGAAUUAAACAACUUGAAAACCAUUGAACAGUUUGAAAAGAAUGUUUUCAAAAAGGAAUCAUGCGACACCCCAAUUGCACUCGUUUUGAAAAAAUUGAUUUCUGAUACUAAAUCCUUUUUCCUGUUGAAUUUGAAUGAUACGAAAAAUGUCAGUAAACUGCUAACCAUUUCGGAAAAAAUCCAAUCCAUUAACCAUCUCUCUAAGAAGAAAAGAAAGUCCAUAUGA
Molecule: messenger RNA, 1950 nt
Organism: Saccharomyces eubayanus
Lineage: Eukaryota; Fungi; Ascomycota; Saccharomycetes; Saccharomycetales; Saccharomycetaceae
Gene: VIK1
Product: Vik1p
Exons: 1
Coding region: 1-1950 (649 amino acids)
Molecular function (GO): microtubule binding
Source: RefSeq, a predicted model, not a curated record